Messenger RNA from Suncus etruscus (white-toothed pygmy shrew), 1272 nucleotides. RefSeq names its product suppressor APC domain containing 2 (gene SAPCD2). Bases 1 to 978 code for a protein of 325 amino acids. NCBI's taxonomy places the organism in Eukaryota, Metazoa, Chordata, Mammalia, Eulipotyphla, Soricidae. The transcript has 6 exons. The record is from RefSeq and is a predicted model, not a curated record.
AUGGCCGGGGCCGCCGCUGCCUCGCCGGGCACCGAAGGCCUGCCGCGCGCCUUCCUGCAGAGCCUGCGCACACUCUUCGACAUCCUGGACGACCGGCGGCGCGGCUACGUGCACCUGCGCGAGAUCGAGACCCGCUGGCAGGGCGCCGACGCCCGGGAGCUACCCCGCGGCGUGCUCGAAGGGCUGCGGCGGGAGGCCCCGGCCAGCGGCUACCUCACCUUUGAGCGCUUCGUGGCCGGCCUGCGCUCCGCCCUGCCCGGCCCCGGGGACGACGAGCCGCGCGACCUGCUGGAGCUGGAGCACAAGGCGCUGCCGCCCCGGGGCCUGGAGCACGAGCCGCAGCCGCCGCCCCAGGGCACUGUGGGCUGCAGGGCCUGGGAGCCAACGGUAGGCAAUGGUCAGCACGGGCCCCGGGCCCGAGGACUACGGCGAAGACACACCAUCACCAACGGUGUGGACUGCAAGCUGCUAAAGCAGCUGGAGGAACUGGAGCAAGAGCAAGACUUGCUACUGCAGGGCCUGGCCAUGAUGGCACGUGGCCGGGACUGGUACCAGCAGCAGCUGAAGCGCGUGCAGGAGCGUCAGCGCCGACUGGGCCAGAGCAAGGCCAGCGCCGACUUUGGGACGGAGGGAAGCUCAAGUCUGCUGGGGCGCCUGCUACCCAAAAUCCAGGAGGUGGCACGGUGCUUGGGAGAGCUGCUGGCCUCAGCCUGUGGCCCCAGGGCUCUGCCCUCGUCCCUGUCCUCCGGGCUCCCAGCCUCAUCCCCCAUCCCUGGCUGGCAGCAGCAGCAGCAGCAACAGCAACAGACCAUCAUGAUGCUGAAGGAGCAGAAUCGGCUUCUCACCCAGGAGGUGACGGACAAGAGCGAGCGCAUCACUCAGCUGGAGCAGGAGAAGUCGGCCCUCAUCAAGCAACUGUUUGAGGCCCGCGCCCUCAGCCAGCAGGACGCUGGACCGUUGGACUCGACGUUCAUCUAGCACAGCUCGUGGGAAGUGGAGGGCAGCACCUCCUCCUCCGAAGACUCAAGGCGACUGCCAGCCCGGACUCACCCCUGCCCACCGUCACCCUUUCACUCUUCAAGCCGCCCCAAGCCCCCUCCCAGCAAGGACUCAUCCUGGUGAGCGGUGUGAGCAACACCUGCAGCUGCUCUUCCAUGGCCAGUGGGCGGUGCAGGACCACCCCCGCAUUUCCAAGGCCUGGAGCAACCUUGCCCUCAAUUUUACAGUGGUUCUGUUCUGUCCUGGUCCCCUAGUAAAACAUUCCCAGCCACA